ACCAGGAGGUAUUCAAACUUGGGAAUCUCCUCCUACUCUGAGACAAUACCAGAUCCUGGACCAACCGACACCAUGGUCAACUCCUGCUGUGGAUCCGUCUGCUCCGACCUGAGCUGCGGAAGAGGCUGCUGCCAACAGACCUGUUGUGAGCCCAGCUGCUGCAGCAGCCCUUGCUGUCCCCCGAUGUGCUGCCAGACCACCUGCUGCAGAACCACCUGCUGCCGCCCAACAUGCUGUGCAACCAGCUGCUGUCGCCCAACCUGCUGCAGACCUACUUGCUGCCAGUCGGUCUGCUGCCAGCCCACUUGCUGCCGUCCAGUCUGCAGUGUUGCCAGCUGCUGCAGGCCCUGCUGCCCCCAACCUUGCUGUGUGUUUACCUGUUGCAGGCCCUGCUGCCCCCGCCCAUGCUGUGUGUCCAGCUGCUGCAGACCCUGCUGCCCCCAACCAUGCUGUGUGUCUAGCUGCUGCCAGCCUUGCUGCCUCCCCACAUGCUACCAAACCACUUGCUGCUGCCCAACCUGCUGUGUGCCCAGCUGCUGCCAGCCUUGCUGCCGCCCAGCUUGCUGCCAAACCACUUGCUGCAGAACCACCUGCUGCCGCCCUACCUGCUGUUCAGCAUCUUGUUGUUGA
Tachyglossus aculeatus (Australian echidna) is the source of this 630-nucleotide messenger RNA. RefSeq names its product keratin-associated protein 4-2-like. Gene Ontology annotation, cellular component: keratin filament. The transcript has a single exon. The coding region runs from base 73 to 630 and encodes 185 amino acids. NCBI's taxonomy places the organism in Eukaryota, Metazoa, Chordata, Mammalia, Monotremata, Tachyglossidae. The record is from RefSeq and is a predicted model, not a curated record.